GCACAUCUGCAUAAAGAAUGUCAUCUUUUAUUUGUUUGUUCUUUUCCUAUGUAUCCCUUGAUGUGGUUUAAUUUGGGACGAGCAAAAAAUAUAUGUAUUUUUUUUGCUUUCAAGAGGAGGCUCCUUAUUCAGAGAGAGAGAGAGAGAGAGAGAGAGGAGAAAAGGGGAAAGUGGGUAGUCAUAUUUAUUGGUGCUGGGUUACUUUCAUUGUCUUGGUAAAUUCUCUUUGCCUCUUUCCCAUAGAAGUUUGACAGAACCUCCUUGUGUUCUUUCUUGUGAUCAUCUACACCUAGAUCACUCUCUAUUAUAUAGUUUAGUUUUCUCUUAUAUAAGGAGUGUACUCGUUUCUUGCUGGUCUUCUAUCUAGCCUUCAAGAAAAGAGAGAGAGAGAGAGAGAGAUGGCAGCCACCUCCCAAGCCAUGCUAAAUCAGGGCUUGUUUGAGGAGCAAGAGAUGCCUACGCAAAUGGGUUUCUUUUCUUUUGCUCCACACUCGAGUUUUCCUCAAUUGGGUAUUUGCCAGCAAUCUCUGAAAGGCUUUACUAUACCUCAUUCACUUGCAGCCGAUGCACCAUCUGCUGCGAAUCUCACUGAAACCCUACUCUCAUCCGCUGCUGCUAAGCAAAGAGAAGACAUGACAGCUAAUUUGGGAGGACCCCAUUUCUUUUCCUUGCAAAGAUCUAGUGCAAACCUCUGGGCAUGGGGAGAAGUCAGUGAGUGUUUAAGCAGCAAAAGAAGUGGUGGAGAUGAUCAAUAUCUAGGGGUUUCUUCAAUGAAAAUGAAGAAGAUUAAAGGAAGGAGAAAGGUAAGAGAGCCUAGGUUUUGCUUCAAGACUAUGAGCGAUGUGGAUGUGCUGGAUGAUGGAUACAAGUGGAGAAAGUACGGCCAGAAAGUGGUAAAGAACACACUGCAUCCCAGGAGCUAUUAUCGUUGUACACAAGAUAAUUGUCGAGUAAAGAAACGAGUGGAGAGAUUAGCAGAGGACCCAAGAAUGGUGAUAACAACCUAUGAAGGGAGACAUGUACAUUCUCCAUCACAUGAUCUUGAAGACUCCGAUGCUCAAUCCCACCUUAACAAUUUCUUCUUCUAGUACUCGACCAUCUUCUGCUUUGUUUAAUUGUUGUGUAUGAGUUCUUUAUGUCCUUAUAUAUCUAUAUAUAUAGUGUUAAUUAAGACAUGGGAAAUAAAAAAAAAAUUUAAUAUAAUCCCUCGUGGAUAAUCGAACGUGAUUUUGGAGCUCAUGCUCUCUCUAUAAAUAUAUAAGUUUCACUCUUAUAAAUAAAGAGAAAUUGAAAUUUUAUAUUUAA
Molecule: messenger RNA, 1305 nt
Organism: Hevea brasiliensis (rubber tree)
Lineage: Eukaryota; Viridiplantae; Streptophyta; Magnoliopsida; Malpighiales; Euphorbiaceae
Product: probable WRKY transcription factor 13
Exons: 3
Coding region: 399-1088 (229 amino acids)
Biological process (GO): regulation of DNA-templated transcription
Molecular function (GO): sequence-specific DNA binding; DNA-binding transcription factor activity
Source: RefSeq, a predicted model, not a curated record